AUGGAAAUGUUUAGUCAAAAAGGCAACGUUACGAAUAUUCGACUUGUAUUUACUUACGAAAAAAAUAAUUGCUGCUUUGCAUUAAUAACGUAUCAAAUCCAAGAAGAAGCCAAAACUGCUCUAAUCCAUUUUGACAAGACCUAUCUGGACUCGUUUUCAGUACGUAUCGGUAUAGAAUACUCACGAAAGAGGUAAAUAUAGUUUAUUAUUUAUACACAUAUACAAUUAACUGUUAUUAUUCUACAUAGGAAAAUACAGUAGAAGCCGCUUGAUAGGAACACUUUUGGACCGAUGUGUCAAAUGUAUCAAUUAACACCGAUUGUUUAUAACAAGCGAUUGGUUUUAUUUAUUGAAAAAAAAAAUAUAUAUAUAUAUGAUAUAAAAAAAAAAGGAUAAUUAUAUGAAAAAUAAAAUAAAAAAUGUAUAUCUUAUAUAAAAUAUGUAUUUAUAGACGUGUGCUUUUUUGCGUCGAGUAACUUGCACUAGUAAUCAACAGUACAGUAUAAUUAACAACUCGCAUUUCUGUUCCGAAUUUAAAUCUCGAAGUCUAGACAUUAUAGUUUUCUAGAAAAACCAAACACUAACAACUUUUACGUACCUUUAUAAGAGUUGGAGGUGGGUAAAAUUUGGAAAAGUGAACCGACCGAUCUCAAGUAUAUAUAAUCGAAAAUUCAAAUCAGUUUUAAAAAGUAUUAUCAUCUCAUUUCUAGGUCGAACGGUAUGACGGACAAAAGACUAGUAUGUUUUGGUUAAAACAACUGAUCGCCACCAAUCCCCAAUCACCAGUCACAGUAUUUCAUUAUUAGUAUAUAUAUAUAUUAUACAACAUUUGGUAUUAUUUACAUUAUAGUUGAUGAAAUUUCGUAUAUUUUCCCGUUUUUUUUUUUUUUUUGGUUUUUCACAUUUAUUGAGAAAAUAAAAAAAUGACUUCAUUGAAGUACCUCCUCACACUGACUUCCUUCCAGAAAAAGCGCUACACUUAAAAGUCGGAGGAAGAUUUCUAGUAGAAAAGUUGCGCAUAGAUGAAAAAAAAAUAUAAACAUCUUUGUAAAACCACAAGGCUUUUCGCUCCAUUUAGAAUUUUUAAAUUUGUCCAUGAAUAAUAGGGACGGGUGCAGCUAUAGGUAUGAAAUUAGGAAAGUAGUAGAAGGGAAAUUUAAUGUUCCUAUAUCUGUAAGCAUGUUUUUAAUCAUAUGUAAACCUAUUGCCGAUUAACCAACGAUAAUAGAGUCAGAAUUUAGUUUCGAAAUCAUAGCGUUUUGAAGCUCUAAUCGUAUGCGGACAUUAUAUUUGUUAUGUUAAAAUAACUCAAUAUUGUCUAGUGGUUGUACUUAAAACUCUUUUUGCACAAAACUCGGGUUCAAACCCGUAAAACCACGUCAAAUAGGUAAUGGGGAAAAAACAAAUGCAUUUUGUUUCGAAAUAUAAAAUUGAUUCUAAUGUAGUAUUUUUAUUUUUAUAAGUUUUAAAAUCAAAUCUUGACGAAAAUAAUUUUAGUAAUUUUACGGAUUUUCAAAACACGUAUAACCGAACUUCAUUCCGAAUUUUUUUUUCGUUAUCAAUAGUUUAUCGUUGGUUACAGGUAUAAAUUGGAUAACUAAAUGUAUUACACCUUCCUCACUAGCCACCUACAACACUGGCUACACUCGUCACCAGUAUCAGAUUUUUUUUUUUUUUUUAUUAAUUUGUCUAUUUUUAUUCUUCUCAUUUAAAUUUCUGUAUUAUAGGUAAUUAACCAACGCUCCCCGAAAUCCUGCGUAAUUCUAUGUUUACGUUUAAAAUUUAUGCGAGUGAAUUUCGGAAUAAAUCAAGCAAUUGGUAUGACAUUUACGCAACUAAUGCAAAAGAAAUUGCACAGCGUAUUCUACGAGUAUUUAUGCAAAGUACAAAAAAUUAAUUCUAAAGUUCAGAAACUCACGGAGGGAUUCAAUAAUUAAUUUCUGUAUAUACUUAUUGAUACAUGCUAUUAUUAAUUUAGAUAAAUUUGUCUGGAAACAAUUUCUUCUUAGAAAUGUUGAAAUUAAAAAAAUACAGCUUGAAAUAUUAACAAUUGUCUACAAGUAUAUAAUACAUAUUAUAAUUGUAUAGACAAUAUGUUAUAUAAUAGCAUAAACAAUAACAUGAUAAUAAAAAUAAUAAUUGUUAUAAUGGUUAUUAGAUUCAUUGGUAAGUUAUGUGAUAAAGGAACGAUUUGUCCAGAUUUUAUGAGUUGAAUAAUAGAGAAAAUUAUGUACACUAUACACGAAUUCGAAACAAUUCGAUGUUUGUGCUAUUUUUAUCGAUUGAAGCACAAGUAAAUCACCUCGUGAAAAACAAGUAAAUUACUAUUAUUAUAAAAAUUAAGAGAUUUAUCGAGAUAAUAUUAUUAACAAAUGAUUAUUUUACAAUUUUAACUUUUCUUACAGUGGCCGGUAGUAACCAAUAACUUUUUCUGAGGCAGCGGUUCAAUUCUUUUGCAGAGAUAUUAUUAACCACGGUUUACGCAUUUGAAAAUAUGGAAGUAUAUUGAACAUUAGUAAAUAGUCGUCAAAAAGAGUUUUGAUGAAGACCGAUGUUCAUGUCAUAUGUUUAUUAUUAUGACGUGAUGACGACGACCAAAAAAGAAAAAAAAAACAACAUUAGGUACCUAAAUUUUAUUUAAAUAAACCUCAAAAUAUCAACCGGAUAAAUUAUUAUCAAUUUAUAAUAAUGCAUUAAUUACGUAUUUAUUUUUUUAGAGAACUAGCUAAUCGGUUACAUCAGAGACGCACAUUUUAAAUUAACCUACAUACAAAGGCUAUAUUUUUUAGUAUCUAUUGUAAAAAUAAAUUAUACCUAUUCAGAAAUAAUUUCGAUUAGAUAGCUAAUUACUCAGUUAACGUGAUAAAAAAUUAUUGGACAACAUGAUUGCAUUUGUAUUAUUUAUUGAAUUUUUAAUGAACAUUAUUUUAUAUUAUUUUAGGCGUUUAGUAGGUGUUAUUAGAAAAUUGUGUUGGACAUGGAAAUAGAGUAUCAUUAUAACGACUAUUCAAUGUUUCAUCAAAUCAAUAGUCUAACUACAAUAAAUUUAUCAGUAAUAGAACAAAUUAAAUCGGCCCACAUAGCAUUUAGAAAUUAAUUAUAUUUUUAAAAUAUAAUAUGUUAUUACUUGUUUUUUUCUAAACAAUUUCUAAAUUAUUUUAUUAUUCUUGAGAAAAUUUUUUUUUUGUUGGUCAACAAAAAUAUUUAAUUGAUAUUUUCCAACUUACUCUGCAUACAAAUGUCAAUAUUUUGUGUGUUUUUUUUUUUUAUAAUAAUACCUACAUAAAUUAAAUACAACUUAAUACAAUUGUUAUAAAUUCAAAUUCUAGCUUUUGUCCGAGUAUUUUUCUUAAAAUAUGCUUGUGAAUAUCAAGAAAUUUGUUGACGGUUUACGCACUGCUCAGUUUUCUCAUGGAAAAGUACCACAUCGAUGGAUCGAAUAUAUGAAUAAAAAAAUAAAAAAAUAAUAUUUAUAAUAUUAUUUAUUGGUUCCUAUUACCAAAGUUAUUGUUUUAAAAAUGUCGGCCGUUAUCAGACGAUUAUUGAAACUAUAAUUAAAUGCCGAAGUAUUUACAUGAAGUCAAGUCCUAAAAAUACCGUAACAAAACUUCAGGCAUUUUCUACCAUUCCAGUGAUUUACUUUAUAGUUUGUCAUUACGUCGGUUCUGAGUAAAACAAAAAACGAAGUAAAACUAAAAUUUUAAUAACGUACGUAGUGAGUUACGUGGAUGAUGUAUGCAUUCUUGAUAACCGAUGGAAUUUUCAGUAACAUUUCUAGUUUACCUUAAUCAGGUUUUAUAUUAUAGUUUAAAAUAUUUUCAAUAAUGCUAAUACAUUUUGCAGUUCUAGUCAUAGGAUAACAGUACAAUACUUUGUUGGAAUAGUUUCAAAUUGGAAAAAGUUGUCGUUACGUAUUCUUGCAAUGCCAAGGGAUUCAUUGAUAUACCAAUUUAGAAUUUCUACCUGUACGAACAGUGAAGUAUUAACAUAGUGAAGUAGACCCGAACCAUUUUAUUUAUUUAUUUGUAUUUUACGCGUAAUUACAGGAAAGCUCUGGCAGUGGUGGCAAAGACUUUUGGAGAGUCAUAAAGACAGAAAGAAGAAGAAUACAUGACUGCAAGUGUACUCUCAAAUUCCAAAAAUUGAUAUAA
This is a messenger RNA of Cinara cedri, 4151 nucleotides long. The record is from the annotation of a GenBank genome assembly. NCBI's taxonomy places the organism in Eukaryota, Metazoa, Arthropoda, Insecta, Hemiptera, Aphididae.